AUUGAUUAGGCUCAAUGUUUUAUAGCGGUUUAUUUAUUUGAUGAACCUAGAUGAUCAGAUAAACAUGAGAGACAUACCAUAGACUCUUAGCAGGGAAUGUAUCAUCCAUUAUUCAAACCUUCCCUUGUAUAUUUGUAUCCUAAUUUUCAUUUUUGAAACAUUUUUCUACAUCAUUGUAGAAAUGAAUGAAGGUCAACAGGCCAUGAUUCAGAUGUUUCCUUUCAGAGACUACAAGUAUACAAGUAAGAAAUGAACACAACAUGGAGGUCGGAUGAGACAUCUUUGCACAUUUUAUAACAUUUACAUUUAGAGGACCCAAAAGUGAGUCAUGAAGUCUGAUCAUAGAUCAUAGAUCAAAGUAGUAGUAGGAUGCAGUAGUAGGAUGUUUCAGCACAAACAGCCCUAAAGUAAAGGUGAAAAAAUAUCAUCUGACUUAUAUAUAAUGGGUGCUUCCAUUAUUUUGUCCACCCCCCUGUGUACACCAUCACAGGGCCACAUUGUGUCCAGCUCAGCCGUGGUACAACGAUCCCUCCGUCAACACAUGGCAGUCAGAAUUUAUCGAGCGGUGGCCAAUCAGAGCGCUCCUUUUAGGGCGAGCCUCCGCCGCGCUCAGCCAAUCGGAGACGCGGAACAGGACCCGUGCCUCCGAGUUGUGCUGCGAUGCUGUCACGUGACGCUUGGAACAGGAAUGCCAACAUGGACCCGUGGCAAGGACGGGAUGUGAGACUGCUACGACAAUAACACGACGGAGGCAAAAAGAAAACACGAGAACAGAAGAAGCCAUCGACGGCGCUACUUUCCUCCACCGAACUACACACGGUUUUUGUGAUCACACCUCUGGAUAGUGUUUCCUCGACAUCCUCUCUCUGCGUUCGGCCUGGAUCAAUGGUGUCUCUCAGCAGCAGAACGCUGAGUUUGGAGAAUGACCUGUUCAGGGACAGCAGCAGCAGCAGCCUGUUCUCCCUCAGCCUAGGAGACGGAGCUCGCAGUGAGGGAGGCAGUUUGGCCUCCUGCGACAGCCCCGAGGGCGGGGAACUCGGGGCUACGCACACCUCCAGCCCCGGAGAGGAGGAAGAUGAGGAGGAGGAGGAGGAGGAGGAGGAAGAUGAAGACGACGGGGCGCAUCUACAUAUUUUUCUCGGAGCAGAGGAACCUGCCACUCAGGAGCUGCCAGAAUUCCCAUUCCACCCCUCUUCCCCAUUCUCCCCGACCCUGGAGGACAUCGAGGAGUUCUUGAGGGAAAAGAUGGAACUUGUCAAAGAGGGGCUGCUGACCCCAAAAGAGGAGGCCUCCCCUCUACCAUGCAGUGACUCUCCAUCGUCCACUGCCCCCCCAGCUGCUUCCUUAGAGACUUGCAGUGACCCAGGGACUAGUGCCUCCCAAUGCACUUCCAGCCCAGACACCCCUCAGAAUGAGCAAAACAGCCCCAGCCCAGCUGACCCUCCCCACUCUACCCAAGUUAACCCCUCAACACCCACCUUAACCCCGCCCGUGCUCCUGGGCGGUCCGCUGGUUCUCCAGCUCCAGCCCCUACCCCUGGCCCAGCCUCAGACCCCAGCAGGCUCCCCUCCCGGUGCUCAAAACGGCAUUUGGCUCACUCAUCUUGUCAUGGGGCUCCAGGGUGGAACAGGACAAAAUCUCACCCUGCUUGCCCCACAGAUACCCUCCACCCCCACCACCUUGUUAUCUCUAAACAAUGGUGAUACCAAGAUAGCUGACCAGAAGUAUGUGAAGAUCGCCCCACUGCCCAUCACUAUGAGGACACUAGAGAUCACAGGCGUGACUGGGGUUGGGGGCAGUGGUCUGCUGAAGGCUGUGGCCCCCCGGGUGAACAGAGUGCCGCCUACAGAGAGGGUCCAUAAGUGCUCCCACCCAGGCUGUGGGAAGAUGUACACCAAAAGCAGCCAUCUAAAGGCUCACUUCCGCCGACAUACGGGAGAGAAACCCUACACAUGUAGCUGGCCUGAGUGUGGCUGGAGGUUCUCCCGAUCUGACGAACUAUCCCGUCACCGCCGCUCUCACUCCGGCAUCAAGCCGUACGAGUGUUCGCUGUGCGAGAAGAAGUUCGCCCGCAGUGACCACUUAUCUAAACACACGAAGGUCCACCGUAGCUCCAGGCCCAGCAGGAUUAUCAGAGCCACUGUGUGACACCCUCAGCUGGCCUAAACCCCUGCCCUGCACCCGCCCACCUAGCUAUCCUGACUUUGACCAGGCAGUGGAGGGGGGAUUCCAGGACUCCCUCAGGACUUUUGGUGCUUCACAAGCAGAACUUUCAAAAGAAAUCUUGAGAGCUGGCUGCUGUCCCCUUAUAGUUUCCUCCCUUUCUCUCCUCCCUGCUGUUUAUCUUUCACUGUCCCUUCUGAGCAGCUCGUCUUACACUGAGCGAACGACCACCUCAGGAAAAAGUCAGCUGGAAGUGGAUUUCCUGGCCUUCACACACACAUGCAAGACAAAACACAUGACAGGAGACAGUCUUACAGAGGCCCCUCAAGCUACCAGGUGCUGUUGGAAGUAGGGUGGUGACCAGUAAGAGUAAUCUCCUUUCUACUUUUGGAAUCACCCUCCU
Molecule: messenger RNA, 2566 nt
Organism: Larimichthys crocea (large yellow croaker)
Lineage: Eukaryota; Metazoa; Chordata; Actinopteri; Sciaenidae
Product: Krueppel-like factor 15
Exons: 3
Coding region: 886-2148 (420 amino acids)
Biological process (GO): regulation of transcription by RNA polymerase II
Molecular function (GO): DNA-binding transcription factor activity, RNA polymerase II-specific; RNA polymerase II cis-regulatory region sequence-specific DNA binding
Source: RefSeq, a predicted model, not a curated record